AUGGGUAACUGUUCCGGAAAGAGUGAGAAGUCUCUUCCGGGGGAGUUGCCAAGUUUACCACGAACCCCGGUAAUCCUCGCGAACGCUCCCUGUUUUAUUGCUUUAUUUGAUUACGAGGCCAGAACGGACGAUGACCUUAGUUUUAAGAAAGAUGAGGUACUCGAAAUUCUAAACGAUCAACAGGGUGAAUGGUGGUUUGCUAGACAUAAAGCUACCGGUAAAACCGGCUACAUUCCAAGCAAUUAUGUAGCGAAAGAGAAAAGCAUUGAAUCACAGCCGUGGUAUUUCGGAAAAUUACGUCGAUUAGACGCGGAGAAAGCGCUGCUUCAACCGGAAAAUAAGCACGGAACGUUUUUGGUGAGAAAUUCGGAAAGUCGACAGAAUGAUUUGUCAUUGUCAGUUCGGGAAGACGACUGUGUAAAGCACUACCGUAUUCGACAACUGGACCAAGGCGGUUACUUCAUCGCUAGGCGACGGCCAUUUAGUACCCUACAAGAUCUCAUUACUCACUAUACUAACGACGCAGAUGGACUUUGCGUACAACUGACACAACCAUGUGCAAAAUCGGACGCACCGCAGACUUCCACAUUCACAUAUGACGAUCAAUGGGAAAUUGAUCGCCGCUCGAUUCUCUUCAUCAAACAAAUCGGCGCCGGUCAAUUCGGCGAGGUAUGGGAAGGACGAUGGAACAGUACCGUUCCAGUGGCUGUGAAGAAGUUAAAAUCUGGCACAGCAGAUCCUGUGGAUUUCCUGGCUGAGGCUCAAAUUAUGAAAAAAUUAAGGCAUCCCAAGUUGCUUACCCUAUACGCUGUUUGCACAAAGGAUCAGCCAAUAUUGAUAGUGACCGAGCUAAUGCAAGAGAAUCUUCUCAGCUUCCUCCAUGGUAAAGGUCGGCAAUGUACCCUACCCCAACUGGUAGAAAUUGCUGCGCAGGUAGCCGCAGGAAUGGCGUACCUCGAAGAGAUGAAAUUUAUACAUCGAGAUUUAGCCGCCCGUAAUAUUCUGACAAAGAAUAACCUUAAUGUGAAAAUAGCCGAUUUCGGACUGGCGCGAUUAUUGCAUCAAGAGAACCAGUACGAGGCACGAGUCGGGGCAAGGUUCCCGAUUAAGUGGACGGCACCAGAAGCUGCGAAUUUCAACAAAUUCACAUCAAAAUCUGAUGUUUGGAGCUUUGGCAUUCUGCUUACAGAAAUAACCACCUAUGGGAGGACACCUUAUCCAGGCAUGUCAAAUGCAGAAGUUCUGCAACAAGUAGACGCAGGCUACCGUAUGCCGUGUCCGCCCGUGUGCCCUUUGGAAUUGUACGAACUGAUGUGCCAGUGUUGGAAAGCUGAUCCAGAAAAACGGCCUACAUUCGAGACCUUGCAGUGGCGACUGGAGGAUCUGUUCAACCUAGAUGCAUCCGAUUAUAGAGAAGCUGGCUCAUCGUAG
Cylicocyclus nassatus is the source of this 1431-nucleotide messenger RNA. Lineage: Eukaryota; Metazoa; Nematoda; Chromadorea; Rhabditida; Strongylidae. The record is from the annotation of a GenBank genome assembly.